ACUUCAGUUUAUUUCCGGAAGGCUCCUGCCACGGGGGUCGAGUUCCCGAACAUGGGUACUUCCCUGACCCGGCCUUUUGAGAUUGACAAGGUCGCCUCGGCUCCUGAGGCGGCCGCCUCCUCCGCUAGCCGCGCGCCCCUCGCCGCCCCCGGAGCCCCGGCCGCUCCGGAGCAGGCCCCCUCGCUGCGGGACUGCUGGAGCUGCCGCGUGCUCUCCGGGGCGGGGCUGAUGGGGGCGGGCGGCUACGUGUACUGGGUGGCGCGGAAGCCACUGAAGCUGGGGUACCCCCCGAGUCCGGGCACUGUUGCACAGAUGGUCAUCGGCAUCAGCAUUGCUUGUUGGGGUGUAGUCAUCCUGACAGACCCCAAGGGGAAGUCCCACCAUUGAAUUUGUCAUCUGUCCCUGUCUCCAUGACACACACAGCAGCCAUGGAGCUUAUGGAUGUCUGGACAGACACAUGGACAUUGACAUACUUCAGUUCUGCAGAUACAAGACUGAAAAGACAAACAUUAGUUUACAGUCUUUGGCCAUGAGUAUUUGUGGCCUUCUAGGGCUCCACAAGGACCAAUGAAUUCCUCAGAGAUCAGAA
Pipistrellus kuhlii (Kuhl's pipistrelle) is the source of this 589-nucleotide messenger RNA. RefSeq names its product distal membrane arm assembly component 1 (gene DMAC1). The coding region runs from base 52 to 387 and encodes 111 amino acids. The record is from RefSeq and is a predicted model, not a curated record. The transcript has 2 exons. NCBI's taxonomy places the organism in Eukaryota, Metazoa, Chordata, Mammalia, Chiroptera, Vespertilionidae.